Molecule: messenger RNA, 2250 nt
Organism: Scheffersomyces stipitis CBS 6054
Lineage: Eukaryota; Fungi; Ascomycota; Pichiomycetes; Serinales; Debaryomycetaceae
Gene: SSK1
Product: mitogen-activated protein kinase kinase kinase
Exons: 1
Coding region: 1-2250 (749 amino acids)
Biological process (GO): osmosensory signaling via phosphorelay pathway
Cellular component (GO): Mcs4 RR-MAPKKK complex
Molecular function (GO): protein kinase activator activity; phosphorelay response regulator activity
Source: RefSeq, a predicted model, not a curated record
AUGAACUCGUAUGGGUCUAAGAUUGCUUCUUCAGAGAGCUCUGGGCCAAGAGUUUCUUCCAACACUUCGACACCUUCCAAGAAGUCUUCUAAAGUCACCACUCAAAGUCACCAUUCCACCAACGCUGGACUUAACAAUCAAUAUUCGAAUGCUUCAGCUCAUAGUAACAUCAACAGCGCUAACAGUAGCCAGUACAGCCCAUCUGCUGGAAGACGAGUCUGGGUGAAACGACCAAAUGGAACUCCGACAACGUUAAAAGUGCACAUCAACGAUAUUGUAGAUGAUCUCAAGCUCAUGGUUAUGAACAAGUUUCCGAACUCUUUGGCUCGUGUUUUCGAUCCAGCUGACUUGGCGUUACAUUUGGAACUGGGAUCCAAACAACCUAACUCAACUCUGAUGGGCAAACGUGUUUUGAACCUUUCUAUGUCGCCUGAUAAUUUAAAGAAUUCACCAACAUCGAUGAAUACUUCGCAUUCAAAAAACACGACUAAUACGGUAACGUUGGAACCAGACCAGAACGUGUUUUCCAUACUUGAUUUAUACUUCCCCAAUGGUAUGGGCAUGUCUGAUUCAUUUGUGAUAGUGGCACCCCAAGUAAGCGGUACGGAGUUCACCACUGUGAUUCCACAAGUGUCACUGGAGUUAAUGGGAGGUAAUAGCAUCAAUGCGUAUGGCAUUCACAGUAACAAUAAUAGUGGCGGAAACAGCGCCAGAGGCAGUUUCAGCACCACUAAUUACUACAGAAACAAUAGUAACACCCAACUUUCUGCCAUGUACAACACUGCUAUGAGUAAUAGCAAUAAUAACCCACAAAACCAACAAAUUCAAGUACAACAGCCAUCACCACCGAUCAUUAGUACUCAUUCACAUCUCCAGGAAAAAGUGUCCACACCUGUACUGAGCUCUUCGGGCCAUUAUCAUGCCCCCAAACCUCAGUACUUGUACCAAGCUACAUCUUUUAGUACUCCUGGCUUGCCCAAAGACCGGUCUGUGUCACCAGCUACUAUUAAUUCACCUGUACAUGCCAGCCAUAGAAGAUCUCAUUCAAAUCCUCCACAGUCUCCCGUCUCUGCGUCUAAUGGAACCAAUUCUCAGGCAGUGCUAUUAUUACCCAAGAACUUUUCCUUGGCUGGUGGUGGAAGUUCGAGUUCUAACAAUUUGAAAAAGAGAUACUCUGUAGACGAGGGAAUGCUUUCCAGAAAGGGGAACAGUCUUAAGGCGAUCCAGACAAACAAUUUAACCAACAUAGGCGUAGGAAUUACGAGUCCCGAUAAUGGUCUGAGCUCAGAUGCGUUUUCGUUGCGCGACAAAGUAGGCAACAACUUGAAACUUAAACAGGAACCCAUAGAAGAGCUUGUAGAGCCUCGAAGCAACGGAAAACACAAUGUACAUAACUCUGACUUGCCACAACGAGAAGCGUUUUCUAUGUCGCCUUCACCUCCUGGCGAGGUGCAAAGGUUGAACUCACCUACUAGAGAUACCCCUAAUAGCAGUACGCAAUCAGAGACGAACAAUGAGGUCCUCAAACCAAAAGAUGCUAAGGACCAUGAAAAGAAUACCAGUACCAAAUCUAAAGCCAAGAAUUUAAAGUCGUCGAAAAGCACAACGGAUAAAGUGUUACCAUCGAUUUCUGUAUUGGUUGUAGAAGAUAAUGCCAUUAACCAGGCUAUUUUAGGAGCAUUUUUAAGAAAGCACAAAAUACAUUAUCAGAUUGCUAAGAAUGGACAAGAGGCAAUCGAUAAAUGGCGUAAGGGAGGAUUCCAUCUUGUUCUAAUGGAUAUUCAGUUACCGGUGAAGUCAGGGAUCGAGGCUACGAAGGAAAUUCGUCAUUUGGAGAAAAUCAACAGAAUUGGGGUCUUUGCUGAAAACGAGCUUGUUACAGAUUUUGAAAAUCCCGAUCAGUUGAAAGAAGCGGAAAAGCUUGACUUGGGGAUUUUCCGAUCCCCGGUGAUUAUCGUAGCUUUGACAGCAUCAUCUAAUUCUUCUGUUGAUAAGAAGAAUGCCUUGAUGGCAGGGUGCAAUGAUUACUUGACAAAACCUGUUAACUUGGUAUGGUUACAAAACAAGAUUACUGAGUGGGGAUGUAUGCAAGCAUUGAUCGAUUUCGAUGGAUGGAACAGUAGGGUGUUGACCAAGUCUGAUAGUGACAAGGAGAAUAACAGGCCCGUAAAGAAGAAUCCUGUGAAGAAAGAGAAAAAGCUUGAGAAAAUCAUGUUGACCACCAAGGCGAAGCCGGUUCUGUUGAAAUAG